AUGGAGACGAUGAAGCCGAAGAAGAAGGAGAAGGAAUCGAAAACUUUCCACUCAAUCGGUUCUCAUCCUCUACCGCCUCAAGCGAAGCCCAAUCAUCUUCCUCCUAACCAACCGGAGUUUAGGUCAGAUUUCAUGAGAGCUCCGGGACCACCGCCUUCAGCGGUAAUGCAGAUGCAAGUGCCGAGACAGAAUCCGGAGUUUCAGCUAAUCGAAACCAGCCCUCCGUUAGCCGCUCGUCAGCGGCAAUCGUACUACUACCGGAGCAGCGGAGACAAAACGUCGAGCACAUACGACCUCGUGGAGCAGAUGCAUUACCUCUACGUGAGCGUCGUGAAAGCUCGAGAUCUCCCGGUGAUGGAUGUCUCCGGUAGCUUAGAUCCUUAUGUGGAAGUGAAGCUCGGCAACUACAAAGGCCUGACGAAGCAUCUGGAGAAGAAUUCGAAUCCGAUCUGGAAACAGAUCUUCGCCUUCUCCAAAGAGAGAUUGCAAUCGAAUCUGCUUGAAGUCACGGUGAAGGACAAAGAUCUCUUGACCAAAGACGAUUUCGUCGGAAGAGUCCACAUCGACCUCACCGAAGUCCCUCUCAGAGUUCCACCGGAUAGUCCUCUGGCUCCGCAGUGGUACAGGCUCGAGGACAAGAAAGGGAUGAAGACGAACAGAGGAGAGAUCAUGCUCGCCGUCUGGAUGGGGACUCAGGCCGACGAGUCGUUCCCGGACGCUUGGCACUCCGAUGCGCACCGAGUGAGCCACUCGAACCUCUCCAACACUCGCUCCAAAGUCUACUUCUCGCCGAAGCUGUAUUACCUGAGGAUUCACGUGAUGGAAGCUCAGGAUCUCGUUCCGUCUGAUAAAGGAAGAGUGCCUGAUGCGGUUGUGAAGAUCCAGGCGGGGAAUCAGAUGAGAGUGACGAGGACGCCUCAGAUGAGGACGAUGAAUCCUCAGUGGCACGAGGAGCUUAUGUUUGUAGUCUCUGAGCCGUUUGAGGAUAUGGUGAUUGUUUCUGUUGAUGAUAAGAUUGGUCCUGGGAAAGAUGAGAUAUUGGGGAGGGUGUUUAUACCGGUGAGGGAUGUUCCGGUUAGGCAAGAGACCGGGAAAAUGCCGGAUCCUCGGUGGUUUAAUCUCCAGAGACAUUCGAUGAGUAUGGAGGAAGAGAGUGAGAAGAGGAAAGAGAAGUUCUCGAGCAAGAUUCUGAUGAGGGUUUGUAUAGAAGCUGGCUACCAUGUUCUUGACGAGUCGACGCAUUUCAGCAGCGAUCUCCAACCGUCUUCGAAGCAUCUGAGGAAGCCGAGCAUCGGGAUUCUCGAGCUCGGGAUUCUCAGUGCGAGGAACUUGGUGCCUAUGAAAGGGAAAGACGGGAGGAUGACUGAUCCUUACUGUGUGGCGAAGUACGGGAACAAAUGGGUGAGAACGAGGACUUUGUUAGACGCGCUUGCGCCUAAGUGGAACGAGCAAUACACUUGGGAAGUUCAUGAUCCUUGCACGGUGAUAACGAUCGGAGUCUUUGACAAUGGCCAUAUCAACGAUGGUGGUGACUGGAAGGACCAGAGGAUUGGGAAAGUUAGAGUCAGGCUCUCUACUCUCGAGACGGACCGGGUUUACACUCAUUACUACCCGUUGCUGGUUCUUACUCCAGGCGGUUUAAAGAAGAACGGUGAGCUUCAGCUAGCCUUAAGGUACACUUGCACAUCCUUUGUCAACAUGAUGGCGCAAUACGGAAGACCGUUGCUGCCCAAAAUGCAUUACGUUCAACCGAUACCUGUCAGGCAUAUAGACUUGCUUAGGCACCAGGCGAUGCAGAUAGUCGCGACAAGGCUGUCAAGAUCCGAGCCGCCGCUGAGACGAGAGGUUGUGGAGUACAUGCUCGAUGUGGACUACCAUAUGUUCAGCCUCAGGAGAAGCAAGGCCAAUUUCAGCAGAAUCAUGACGCUUCUCUCCUCAGUCACCAUGGUCUGCAAGUGGUUCAGCGAUAUCUGCACAUGGAGAAACCCAAUCACGACGUGUCUCGUCCACAUCCUCUUCUUGAUUCUCGUCUGCUACCCGGAGCUGAUUCUGCCCACGAUCUUCCUCUACCUCUUCGUGAUAGGCAUGUGGAACUACCGGUACAGACCAAGACACCCGCCUCACAUGGACGCUCGUGUUUCCCAAGCAGACAACGCGCACCCGGACGAGCUAGACGAGGAGUUCGACACUUUCCCGACCAGCAGACCAUCGGACAUUGUCAGAAUGAGGUACGACAGGCUUAGGAGCGUCGGAGGCAGAGUCCAGACCGUUGUGGGCGACCUGGCCACACAAGGAGAGAGAAUGCAAGCCUUACUCAGCUGGAGAGACCCGAGAGCUACUGCUUUAUUCAUCGUCUUCUCGUUGAUCUGGGCCGUGUUCAUCUACGUCACACCGUUCCAAGUGAUUGCGAUCUUGCUGGGGCUGUUCAUGCUGCGUCAUCCACGGUUCAGGAGCAGAAUGCCUUCAGUGCCUGCAAAUUUCUUCAAGAGAUUACCUGCCAAGUCAGAUAUGCUACUGUAA
Microthlaspi erraticum is the source of this 2520-nucleotide messenger RNA. The record is from the annotation of a GenBank genome assembly. NCBI's taxonomy places the organism in Eukaryota, Viridiplantae, Streptophyta, Magnoliopsida, Brassicales, Brassicaceae.